Molecule: messenger RNA, 354 nt
Organism: Staurois parvus
Lineage: Eukaryota; Metazoa; Chordata; Amphibia; Anura; Ranidae
Source: the annotation of a GenBank genome assembly
CACCCCAUCAUUGGUGUCAGUGGGAGGAAUAGCACCCCAUCAUUGGUGUCAGUGGGAGGAAUAGCGCCCCAUCAUUGGUAUCAGUGGCAGGAAUUGCGCCCCAUCAUUAGUGUCAGUGGGAGGAAUAGCGCCCCAUCAUUGGUAUCAGUGGCAGGAAUUGCGCCCCAUCAUUGGUGUCAGUGGGAGGAAUUGCGCCCCAUCAUUGGUGUCAGUGGCAGGAAUAGUGCCCCAUCAUUGGUAUCAGUGGGGAGAAUAGUGCCCCAUCAUUGGUGUCAUUGGGGAAAAUAGUGCCCCAUCAUUGGUAUCAGUGGGGAGAACAGUGCCUCAUCGUUGGUGUCAGUGGGGGAGGAACAG